AUGGUUAAGACUAAAGGGUAUGGUCUAUCUCGUAAUGAUAGUAUAGGUGGUAUGGGAUAUGGUGCUAAUCAUAUGGGUAGACAAGAAGAGGAAACUAUUGAUAAUAAAAGGAUAAAACAAAUGAGAAUGCAAUAUUGUACAUUAUCACAUGUCUUAUUAUACAAGAAACCUGUAGUAGUGUGUCGAAAGGGUUAUAUGUAUUCUAAAGAAGCAUUAUAUACAGCAUUACUGGAUAAGGGUGGUUCCAAUAAGAAAAAGAAAAAAAAUAAUGAAAGUGAUAUACUACCUAAACAUAUCAAGAAGAUUAAAGAUGUACGUACUGCUAAUAUUGAAUGGAUUGAUGAUGAAGAUAUGUCCAAAGAUAGGCAUUGUACUUUCCGUUGUCCUGUUACUCGUAAGGAUCUUGAUGAUGGUUCAACAUCGGUGCUCCAUAUGAUCCAUCUAAAGGGUGAUGUUAUCACUCUAGCUCCUGCUACUACAGUAAUGGGAAUAUAA
Molecule: messenger RNA, 495 nt
Organism: Perkinsus marinus ATCC 50983
Lineage: Eukaryota; Perkinsozoa; Perkinsida; Perkinsidae
Exons: 4
Coding region: 1-495 (164 amino acids)
Biological process (GO): mitotic DNA replication termination; site-specific DNA replication termination at RTS1 barrier
Cellular component (GO): nucleus
Source: RefSeq, a predicted model, not a curated record